This is a messenger RNA of Insectozyma verbasci, 4026 nucleotides long. NCBI's taxonomy places the organism in Eukaryota, Fungi, Ascomycota, Pichiomycetes, Serinales, Debaryomycetaceae. The record is from the annotation of a GenBank genome assembly.
AUGCUGUUUCCUUGUACGCCGUGCGAAUUAAUUUUAUUUACUGCUGAUAAAUUGUCUUUUUCUGGUAUUCAAGGUUUAUCAUUAAAUGAAUUAUGGUCUUUUAUUCAAUUCAAAUUCAACCAAAAAGAUCCUUUAAAUGAUUUUCAAAAGCAAACAAUAUGGCAAUGGUUGUUUUUUACUUAUGAUGAUGGAGAAGAUGAUGAGGUUGAUAAUGAUGAUCAAGACGAUGAUAAUAAUAAUCUUCAAGAACUAGCAAAAACAACACCACUUAAUAAUGAAGAGAAGCAAAUUCAAUUUUAUUUAAGUUUAAAUGGAGAACCUGUUCAAAUUGAAUUUUUAUUAUCAAAUGUAAUGAAUAAUGAUCAAGCAAAGAAUUAUAGAAUUUUACCUACAGUUGAUACUCAAUGUUAUUAUUUGACAGGUUCCUCAAAUAGUAAAAGAACAAUUCAGUCAAUUGGAGAUUUUCCUUAUGCAUUAUUACAAGAAAUUUCAAAACAUGGAGCAACUGGUAUAUAUUCACCAGAGUUAUGUGAGACAACUGGUCAAGACGCGAGAUCGUUAACUGGUAGAUUAAGUAAAUUAGAAGAGAUGGGAUUAAUUUAUAAAGAAAACAAAUUUUUCAGAAAAAGAAAAUGUCAUACUACUUGGAUGACUCAUAUAAAAUUUUCUGGUUCAAUUAUCGGUGAUGAAAGUGAUGAUCAAUUAAAAUCACCAAGAUUAUUGAAAGAAUAUGUAGUUAAUGCUGUCAAAAAUGCUCCAAAUCAAAUUAGAUCAUUCAGAGAUUUGAAACUUGAGUUAAAUAUGACAAAUAAAGGCAAGGGAUCUAGAUUAUUUGGUUGUGUAAUUUAUGCAUUAAAUCGAGAUGGUUAUGUGGAACGAGUAGAUGCAAUAGCAACCCAUAAGAAGAGUGGUAGAGAACAAAAGGUGUAUUCAAUCAAAUUUAAAAAAGAUUUACCAAAGGUUUCACACGAUGAUGUUUCAGAAUUUUAUGAACUUUUGGAAGGUAAUGAAGCGAACUUGAAUGAUGAAGAUGAAGAUGAAGAUGAAACAGAAAUUUCCUCAAGCAAUUUGCCACUUUUAAGUCCUUUUUUCCCAAUACCCUCCCAAAUCUAUCAAUUGAUUAACAAUACUGAAACUAAUGGAAUUACCUUGAGAGAAGUGGUUAAAUCAUUAUUUGGAAAUUCAAAGCAUAGAGUAAUGGAGAGAUUCAUGGAUGUUAUUACAAGCUAUACGUUGAAAAAUAAUAAUUUAGAGCCUUUUCAAAAUUAUCCUAAUGAAAACGAGAAUGUUGCUAUAGUAAAAGUUGCUGUCUCCGAAGGAAAACUAAAAUAUUUUCGUUAUUAUUCAAAAUCAAGGUUCAAUACUUACAAAUCUAUUAAGCCAUUUAAAAAAAAAUUACCAGUUAGAAAUUUGAUUUCAGAUAAAUCUUUAAGAGAAUUGAACACAAAAUUGAAUGUCAAACAGGAUAAAUCGCCACUGGGAAUGUUAUACAGUAUUCCAAAAGAUUGUAUUUUAACCCCCUAUCAAUCUUUUAAAAAAUACUCCUCGUUCAAAAAGUUAUCUCCUCGAUUUAAUGAAUUUAAACCAUCGACUCAAACUAAUGUCUCCAAUAAAAGCUCCACAAGGAAACGACUGAACGACUCAAUUCAAUCAGAUGAUAUGGGGUCUGAAAAUGAAUUGAAACGAGCAAUUAAACGAAGAAAAUCCGGGUCUAAAGAGCAGUUUCAAGGGUUAUGUAAAGCAAAUAGGAACUCACAAAUAAAAUUCGAGCAUUCUGAAAUGCAAUUGGAUGGUAAUUAUGAGUUUGUUGAUAUAGCGAAAGAGUCAGAUAUGGAAAAUAUUGAUAGGGAAAAUGAAAGUGGUGAUUUGAAUCAAAAUGGUGCACAAGAAGACAGUUCAGAAAAUAGCUUGAAUUUGAAGCAGGAAAAUGCACACAUCAAAUUACAAGAAUCUAGGACUCAGCUGGUUAAUCCUAAAAUUAAUAAAUUGAAUAAAUCUUAUUUUACGAGACGUGGAGUAGCAACAAACAGAGGAGAAAGUUUUGAUGAAACUGGUGAUAAACGUCGGAACAUAAUUCUACAACUAAUCAACAAUGAAGGUGGUGUGGCAUUCACAUGUGCAGCGUUCAGAAGAAACAUUGAUUUAGCUUUGAAUGUACAAACAAUUACAGAUGCUAAAACAUUGAGAAGAGAUCUUCAAAAGUUAAAAGAAGCAGGGAAAUUAGAAAUUCGACAAGUUGAAAUGAUCAAAUCUGGUCAAAAGGUUACUAGACAAUUGAUGAUAUCUACAAAUGAGCUAUUCAAACCCAGUGAAGACGAUAUUGAAGAAAAAAGACGAAAAUGUAUUGCUGAUAGUGGAGUUAACCCUCCUACUAAAAUUGAGCAAAGAAGAGUAGUUAAUGAUGAGAUUACUUUAUUCAAAUUAAAGUCUGUUUUUCCAAAAAGAUUGGAUUCCCUUUCAUCAAAUACCAAAAACUCGAGGAAUCGUGUUAAGAGAAAAGUUAUUGAAUCUUCUCACCCCGUUGCACCAAGUAUAGCAGGUAAAAGUUAUGAAGCUCAAGCACAGGAACAACUAAAUAUUUCAGUUGAAGAUUAUAAAGUCGAACUUGAAAAAAAAUUAGAACAAUUUUCGUACUUGGAAAAUGCCAAAAUAUUUAGAAAUAGAGAUUCCAAACAAAGUCAAUUUGCUCUCAAAAAUAGACGAGUUCAAUUGAAAAAGAAGAUCAAGGUGCAAACUUUUGAAAAGACUGAUUUAACAACAUUGUUCCGAGUUGUAUGCAUUUCUAAGUCAUUAAAUAAAGGGUUGAUUGAUUAUCAAGCAAUUGCAAAAUUGUAUAAAAACAUGAACUCAAUCUCCAUCAAAAAACUAUGGAUUCAAAUCCGGAAGCAAAUUGGAGGUGCCCCCGCUGUUGAUAAAGGAAUAGAAGCUUUUGAGAAUAUUGUUUUCAAAGGAAUUGAAGAAGAAUUAAUAUCUUCGCUGGAUCUUGAAGUAAUAGAUUUGAACUUUUACCUAAAUCUUUGGAAAGAGUUGGAUGAUUCAACUAUCACAAUAAUUGAUAAAACACCAUUAUAUCAAGGUAGACUUGAAAACUAUAAUUUUUAUGAAAAACAUCAAACUGAUUCACAUUCUUCAAACGAUCUUUAUGAACAAUUAGAUGCACUUUCCAUGAGACAAAAGGAAGGCUUAUUAGCAUGUACUCAUUUUUUUUAUCAUCCUACAAUAGAAUUUCAAGUAUCAAGAAAACGCUAUGACGAGUUAAGAUCGACUUUAAAAGCAAUAUUUGGGACAUCAAAACAGAAUUCAUCUGGCUCUCAACAAGUUAAAAAAAUAUUGAAUGAAUACCCAGAAGAUGAUGUUCAAUUAGCCAUCAAGGACAUGAUUAGGGAUAAGGAAUUAAUUUAUCAAUAUAAUGAUCACCAAGAACAGUUUAAUUUAACUGAAAGGGUUUAUUCUUGUCUUGACGUUCGUACGAAGAAAUCUUUUUUCAAAGAAGCUUUUCAAUUCCAAUAUAUGUUAAAACAAGUUUUUGAUGAAUCAAAAGGGCUUGUAAUUUCACAAGCUAUUGAUGGAGGUAAAGUUGCACAAGUGCUAGAUUGUAUUUCACAAGGCUUAAUAAAUUUGAGUCAUAUUGACAAGGAUUAUUCAUUCGAUGGUUAUGAAUCAAGAUUAAUGGAUAAGAAAAAUUUGGACUGUGAAUUGAUAGUAUACCAAAGACAUGAAAAUAACGAUGAAAAUUCAACCACAACAUCGAUUCCAACUGGAAAAGCUUGUUCUCAUGUUUGGUUGAGCCUUAAUGGUGAUAUUGAUGGUUUAUUGUGGCUGAAAAUAAUUGUGACUAUUCUACACUACAUUCAGUUCAGGCCUGGUAUUCCAGGUCAUCUAUUAUACAAUAAGGUAGAUGCAUUAUUGAGUUACAAUGAUUUUAAAGAAGUCGUUCAUUGGUUAAUUACGAAUGGUGCUGUUGAUAAAAUCAAGUUUACUGGAUAUUGUGCUGCGGCAAAGUAUUUAGGUAUUUUAGGUUUUUAA